UUGGCUCGUGGGAAGCCCGCGGCCGGAUGCCCACCGUCCGCUCCCUCCUCGGCCUCUUGGCGGCCCUGGCGGCCGGUGGCGCCGUCGUCUUCCUAGGCUAUUGCGUUUAUCUUGACCGGAAGCGGCGUGGCGACCCCGAGUUCAAACGCCGCCUGCGGGACAAAAGAAGAGCCCAGCGGCAAAAGGCUGAGGGACGGGGCGCCCAGUUGCAGGAUCCAGCAAAGAAUAAAAAUUUGCAAGAUUUUUUUCUACAAGAGGUACGAAUGGGAGAACUUUGGUUAUCUAGAGGAGAGCAUAGAAUGGGGGUUGAACAUCUCAGCAAUGCCCUUUUGGCGUGUGGGCAGCCACGUGAACUUCUGAAUGUUUUCAGACACACACUCCCUCCCAAGGUAUUUGAGAUGCUGUUGCACAAAAUUCCCCUUAUUUGCCAGCAAUUUGAGGCAGACAUGAAUGAACAGGAAUACUGGGAGGAUGAUCGUGAUUGAAAAACAUUUCAUCGUAUCCACAGUCCACUGAGAAUACUAUGGUAUUAAAUAUUAUAAACAACUGCUCAGUGAUAUUUCCAUUUAUUUUACUUUUAGUAAUGAAAUUUUCUUUUCUAUCUCAU
This is a messenger RNA of Condylura cristata (star-nosed mole), 607 nucleotides long. It is a transcript of the gene TOMM20L, whose product is annotated as translocase of outer mitochondrial membrane 20 homolog (yeast)-like. Gene Ontology annotation, molecular function: transmembrane protein transporter activity. Gene Ontology annotation, biological process: protein targeting; protein import into mitochondrial matrix; tRNA import into mitochondrion. The coding region runs from base 27 to 485 and encodes 152 amino acids. The transcript is spliced from 5 exons. Gene Ontology annotation, cellular component: mitochondrial outer membrane translocase complex; mitochondrial outer membrane. Lineage: Eukaryota; Metazoa; Chordata; Mammalia; Eulipotyphla; Talpidae. The record is from RefSeq and is a predicted model, not a curated record.